AUGUCCUCCCGACUUCUUCACCCAGACGAGUACGAGUUAGAUGUGCGAUCAUCUAUCGAUUCGCAAGGCACUUUCAAUCUUGAUGAAGCCGACUUUGAAUCACAGUCAAUACCUAUUCGCAGCAAACUAUUCCACCGAGCGCCUCUAAUACCGCGUAUCUUUGGCCCGAAUUCCGCAUAUCGUCGUUUGAACUCCAAAUCUUUCGCAAGAAUUCCGAGACGGCCGAACUGCCACCGGCGUUUCCUGAGUCGCCGCGCGUGCUUCUACCUUCAAAGCUUCUUCGGCAUUAUACUCGCUCUCGUGCUUCUUACAACAGCAUUUUUCCCGUCAUACUCUCGGCUGCCUGCACAUUAUCAAGCCCUCAGAGACGCUGUCAACAACGCAACGAGCCCCGGCCGAGGCAAUCCACGUAACGAGAAGAUUUUUAUCGCGGCUAGCUUAUACGAUCGUGGCGGGAACAUAGCGGGUGGGCAAUGGGGCAAGGAUGUUCUCGGGUUGAUUGAUCUACUCGGCGAGAAGAACGUGUACCUGAGCAUCUACGAAAAUGAUAGCGGGCCAGCAGGCGCAGGCGCAUUGCAGGACCUCGAAGCACGGGUGCCGUGCAAUAAGACAAUCUUAUACGAGGAGAAUAUGGAACUAAAUGGUCUGUCUACCGUGACCGCUCUUGAUGGAUCGAAACGGAUAAGACGCAUUGAAUACUUGGCCGAUGUCAGGAACAAGGCCUUAUUACCCUUAGGCGCGCACCCUGAGAUCAAGUUCGAUAAACUACUAUACAUCAACGACAUUGUUUUUGACCCUGUCGAUGCGCUUCAGCUUUUGUUUUCCACCCAUGUUGAUGAUAAUGGAAUCGCCCAGUACCGCGCAGCCUGCGCCGUCGACUUCAUCAACCCGUUCAAGUUUUAUGAUACCUACGCCACUCGCGACCUACAAGGAUACGGCAUGGGUCUGCCCUUCUUUCCGUGGUUCUCUAACGCGGGCGAUGGAAUAAGCCGUAAGGACGUUCUGUCCGGGAAAGAUGCUGUCCGGGUUCGCAGUUGUUGGGGAGGCAUGGUCGCUUUCGACGCUCGGUUCUUUCAGACUCCGACAGCAGGCCCCCAACGAAAUCAGACGCUGCGGUUUCGUGCGUCGCAUGAUGCGUACUGGGAAGGCUCCGAAUGCUGUCUCAUUCACGCGGACAUCCAAGAUAUCCCAAUUAAUCCUGAGGAAAUAACGGAUACUGGGGUCUAUAUGAACCCUUUCGUUCGAGUGGCGUACGACAGCGGCACGCUCUCCUGGCUAGGGCUCACCCGUAGACCCGAGAGGCUGUAUACUCUGAUUCACAGACUUUUAAAUCCAAUGGUUGGCUUGCCCCGUUUCAAUCCGAGGCGGACUGAAAUCCAUGGUCAGCGCGUCAUGGAAACCGCCUGGAUUCCGGAUGGGAUCAACAAUGGCGAAGGUUCAUUCCAGGAAGUCAAGAGGAUUGCAUCCAACGAUGGCUUCUGUGGACGCCCGGGACUUCAGGUGAUUGUUGAGGACCGCAAGGAGGGUCAGGCGGGUUGGGAGUCCCUCCCAGUCCCAACUUGA
Aspergillus mulundensis is the source of this 1563-nucleotide messenger RNA. RefSeq names its product glycosyltransferase family 69 protein. The record is from RefSeq and is a predicted model, not a curated record. The transcript has 2 exons. The coding region runs from base 1 to 1563 and encodes 520 amino acids. NCBI's taxonomy places the organism in Eukaryota, Fungi, Ascomycota, Eurotiomycetes, Eurotiales, Aspergillaceae.